This is a messenger RNA of Episyrphus balteatus (marmalade hoverfly), 1714 nucleotides long. It is a transcript of the gene mldr, whose product is annotated as mitochondrial ribonuclease P catalytic subunit. Gene Ontology annotation, molecular function: protein binding; ribonuclease P activity. The transcript has 4 exons. Lineage: Eukaryota; Metazoa; Arthropoda; Insecta; Diptera; Syrphidae. Gene Ontology annotation, cellular component: mitochondrion; mitochondrial ribonuclease P complex. The coding region runs from base 33 to 1628 and encodes 531 amino acids. The record is from RefSeq and is a predicted model, not a curated record. Gene Ontology annotation, biological process: mitochondrial tRNA 5'-end processing; tRNA 5'-leader removal.
CUCACAACUCUGUGGCACCAUUCAAAUUCGAAAUGACAUUUCCACAAAUAAAAAAAUUUCCAUAUUUAUUACAAUUUCUUACAUCAAAUAAAAAUUGUUUAUCCACAAUUAUUAGAAAUUCCAACAGAAAUUACAAACGCACAACUAUCUCGAGUCUACCCCGUGUAAACUUCGUUUCCGAAUUCAAACAAAAAGCUCAUGAAAAUAGCACACAUCUCUGCCCAACUGAGUGGAAGAAACUCAGAGAACAACUUCUUGCCAACAGUAGAAAUAUUCAUCUACAGAAUGUCGAUGCUAUUAUCCUUGGCCAAUGUAACAGCACCGAAGAUUUACCAAUUGCCAAAAGUUACAUUGAAUUUCUUGAAUCACAAUCAAUUCAACCAAACAAUGCCACCUUAGGUAAGCUUCUAAAAAUCUACUAUUUAUCUGGGAAAACUAGUAAAUUGACUGAAAAAGAUGAAAUGGAAAUUUUAAAAAUUUAUAACAAAAUCCGAGCCGAACGAGAUGCUCUGGAUGCAGUCACAUGUGAAAAUCUUAUUCAUGGUUUAUUAGCGACUUCGUAUUGGAAGGAUUCUUUAGAUAUCCUUAAAAUGAUCAAGUUAUCAUCAUCUCCUUCGAUACAUGUCUACAGUUUAAUUAUAAGUAAAGCUUUUUUGUCCAAUGAAAUAGAUCUAGGGUGGAAAUUUCUUGAGGAGAUGAUAGAAGCUGAUAAACAGCCUACUUGUGAGGUUUAUAUAUCUUAUAUCCAAUAUUCUUCUUUGGAUUCUGUUAAGUUUGUUGAAAAUAUAGAAAAACUAUUCAACUUUCUUGGAAAGUAUGAAAUUCUAAUUAGCGAAGCUGUGAUAGAAAAGUUGAAAGGUACUAUAGAAACACUUGAUCAUAGAAUCAACUUGACCAAGUUGAAUGGAAAUGGUAAAUGUGUGAAUUGUCAAUCUCACAUGAGAAAUAUUUCCAUAAGUGAUGAAGAAUUCGAAAAAUUGAGUUCUUCAUUUUUGGAGCGUGUUCUAAUACGAAAAGAUGUAUUUUUAAAAUCUAGUCCAAAAGAAGUUGAAAACUUUACUAAAUUCAUUGAGAAAACAGGACCUUUUGAUUGUGUGAUUGAUGGUUUGAAUGUAGCAUAUUCAUGUGGAGCUAAAAAGCCUUCAAAAGUGUUUGUUAAUUUGCUUUCAUCAGUUGUAAAAUAUUUAAAAAGACAAAAUAAACAUGUUUUAGUUUUGGGAAGAAAACAUAUGGAUACUUGGCCAAAAGAGGGAAUGAAUUAUGUUAAGAGAAAUUCAUGUGUCUUUUUGACAAAUAAUUUAACUCAAGAUGAUCCAUUUCUUUUAUAUGCAGCUAUCAAAAGUGGUCAAUCGACAGAUUUCUUUUCAAGAGAUUUAAUGCGAUCACAUGCGUUUCUGUUAGGAGCUGAAUUGAAAUAUAUAUUCAAAAGAUGGCAACAAGAACAUCAGUAUUCAUUGGUAACAGUUUCUGAUAAGGGAAUUAUUGUUAAGGAACCAACUCGUCACUUUAAAUUCGCCCAAAAAGUUAACGAUACAUGGCAUAUACCUUACAAAGCGACCUACUCGCCGAACCCUACAGAAGUUUUGGAUGUGCCGGAGAAUUGGAUAUGUAUUAAAUUUAAAAAAUAAAUGAGUCAUCAAUAAAUUGUUAUGUAAAUAUUUUUGAUUGUAAUAUAUUAAGAUUUGUUAAUAUAAACUCAAAGAAAAUAGUAAAA